This is a messenger RNA of Procambarus clarkii (red swamp crayfish), 714 nucleotides long. Lineage: Eukaryota; Metazoa; Arthropoda; Malacostraca; Decapoda; Cambaridae. The record is from RefSeq and is a predicted model, not a curated record.
AUGGCGGAGGCAGAAAAGACAAUCGCCACCCUGAGGGCUGUGUACAAGUGGUUUGCUCAGCACCGCACAGCUGGCGUGACAAUUCGCGGCCCAGAAAUACAAAAUGCUACAAGCAGGUUUGCAGCAAGCCUUGGAAUAAGGGAUUUUGAAGCCAGUGAAGGGUGGGUCGCAAGGUUCAAAGUUAGACACAAUAUUGUGAAGAGGAAAAUUGACGGUGAAAAAUUGAGUGCAAAUGAAAGCAGUGAAGAACCAUUUAAACAGAAAUUAAGAGCAUACAUUUUGUCAAAUAAUUUAUAUUCUUAUAAAAUUUAUAAUGCUGAUGAAACUGGGCUGUAUUGGAGGAGUUUACCAGAAAAAACUCUAGCAAUGAGGAGUGAGGGUUGUGUGCCAGGACGUAAGGUCAACAAGGACAGGCUGUCGGCCAUGAUGUGUGCGAAUGGCAACGGCACAGAGAGAAUCACGUGUGCCACUGUUGGCAAAUCUAAGAAACCAAGAGCCUUGCAACACUGCUUGGACAGACUGCCAAUGAAAUAUUAUAACUCACAAAAUGCAAAGUUUACACAGGAGAUCUUUCUUUCCUGGUUUCAUGACAUGUUCAUGACUGCAGGGAAGUUCGUGCCUAUCAAGUUAAGAAACUCAAAGUAUGGCCAAGCGAAGUUCAGGCUUUGCUGCUGCUUGAUAAUGCGCCUGCCCACCCCAAAAUUGACACGUUAA